Molecule: messenger RNA, 2028 nt
Organism: Marmota flaviventris (yellow-bellied marmot)
Lineage: Eukaryota; Metazoa; Chordata; Mammalia; Rodentia; Sciuridae
Source: RefSeq, a predicted model, not a curated record
AUGGUCUGCUCCGUUGCCUGGUGCAGGUUUAUAUUCCUGACCAAAGGCCUGAGUGUCCAUAGCCUCUUUUGGCUGGGCACGCCAUACUUGGGGGUGGUCCUGGAAGAAGUAAGCAGGGUUGUGUGUGCCUUGUCUGAAGACAUGGAAACACACCCUAGUCCUUAUGGCUGUCCAUGGGAGUUGGGGAUACGUACAGCUAUUGGAUUUUUUGUUGUUGUCUUGUUUUUGUGGAGAAGUUUUCAGUCUGUGAGAAGCAGGCUUUACUUGAGAAGAGAAAAAAAACUUUCUGAAAUAAUUGAGAAAAAAUGUGGACUGCUUGAAAAAGUCAGUCUUGUCCAAAAAGAAUAUGAAGGCUUAGAGUCAUCUUUAAAGAAUGCCAUUUUGGAGAAGGAGGCAAUAUACGCAAACCUGGAUAGGUCCCUAUCUAAAUUUGAGGAAGAAAUACUCUUUCUAGAAGAAGAGCUAAAAGAAGAGAAAACUAAACAUUCUCAACAGGAUGAAUUGAUAGAGUAUAUAUCAAAAAGGAUGAAGUCCCCAGAAGAGGAAUCAAAAUCCCUCAGUUCACAUAUACCUGAAGCUACAACAACCUUAACAAUAUUUCACCUGAAUGCAGAAGGACUGAAGGUACCAAUAAAAGAAGUUUCAAAUGAAAAUUCCCAGCUUCUGGAAAGUCAGAAACAGCUUUUACACGAAGGGGAAGUAUGGGAAGAAGAAGUGAAUGGCCUUAAUCAUCAGAAAACAACACUUGAAGACUCCAAAGAACAUGAAGAACAAGUUCUAAGAGAGAAAGAAAAUCACAUUAAGUCUCUGUCUGAACACUUGCUGAAAGAUUGGGCUCCUGUGCUUGAAGAAGACCUAACAGACGAUGGUAACUUGGAGUUGGAAAUGAAAAGUGAAUCAGAAAUCGGUGCUCACUUAGAGGAUCAGCCAAAAGGAGAUUUGAAGAAACAGCUUUAUGCUGAUAAGUUAAAUUCCUCUUUUAAAAUCUUAGAAGGAGAAAGAAAUCAAGUUUUUACUUUAGUAUCUGAAGUCGUUGAAACAAAGGAAGACCUUAUAGAAGAGAUUAAAAAUCUUAAGACAGAACAAGCAUCUCUGCAGUCAAAAAAUACACAAUUGGAAAGUGAGAAUCAGCAUCUUGAACAGAAACUUAAACUCAUCAUUGAAGUAUAUGAAGCAAUUGUAAUGAAACUCCAGAGGAAAGUAAGAGAAGAGGAAAAUGACCGGGUAGUGCAAGAGGAGAAACUUUUCAAAAUGGAGGAAAACAUCAGCCAUGCAAGUGAACAGCUUAAGACCUAUAGAAAGCAAGUCAAAGACCUUGAAGAAGAAUUAGAGAGAACCACUUAUUUUUAUCAGGGGCAGAUUACACACUAUGAGGAAAAAGCACAAGAUAAUGAGUGGGCAGCUCAGAGGGCUGAAAGAUACCUCAAUGAUUUAGGGAAACACGAGGCUCACGACAGUCAAAACUUCACCGAAAAUGAGUUUAAAUUUUAAAAUGAUCCUUCUGCACUUCAUGUUUCAAAUACAGCCAUUGGAAGAGGCUCAAGAGGCCCAGAGAAUCCUCUGGGCCCUCAAAUUAUCAAUGAAAGAAGAGAAUCCGGCUAUGAUGGGAUAACUGAUCAUCAGAGAGUGCCUUAUAACAUUAGGCCCCUGUCAUCUCCAUGGGAACAGAACCCUAAGAUGAUGACGGCUCCACCAGGCCAACCAUAUUGUGAUCUGCGUCUUCCUCUACCAAGGCAAGAUGGAUGUGAUUCUAAUUACGGUGGACCCUCGGGACCAGCAGAACUCAGAAGUUCUACUCUGCCGCCUUUGGAUCAAAUGGAUGGGCCUAUGUUUUCUGAAAUGGAAUCCAGUAGAAAUGAUUCCAAAGUUGAUCUUGAUAAUUCCAAUGUGCCCGAUUCAUCUCUCCCUGCUGAAAACCAAGAAACUGCCUCUGGCUUUGCUUUCUCACCUUUCCCUCCAAUCAGAGGUCCAUUGUUUCCAGUGGAUCCAAGGAAUCAGUUCAGUUAUGGUGGUUUUCUAGAGUCAUAA